GAUAAAAAAGCGAGGCCGAAGGUAGGCUGGCAGAUACGUUCGUUAGAUUACUCCUUUCUGCCCGUGGACGCCGUCGAGUAAGCAUCGUGAAAGUCUCCCCUCCCACCGCCGUCAUGUCUAAGUCAGAGUCUCCCAAAGAGCCUGAACAGCUGCGGAAGCUUUUCAUUGGAGGUUUGAGCUUUGAAACAACCGAUGAGAGUCUGAGGAGCCAUUUUGAGCAAUGGGGAACGCUUACGGACUGUGUGGUAAUGAGAGAUCCAAACACCAAGCGCUCCAGAGGCUUUGGGUUUGUCACUUAUGCCACUGUGGAAGAGGUGGAUGCAGCCAUGAAUGCAAGGCCACACAAGGUGGAUGGAAGAGUUGUGGAACCAAAGAGGGCUGUCUCGAGAGAAGAUUCUCAAAGACCUGGUGCCCACUUAACUGUGAAAAAGAUUUUUGUCGGUGGCAUUAAAGAAGACACUGAAGAACAUCAUCUAAGAGAUUAUUUUGAACAGUAUGGGAAAAUUGAAGUGAUUGAAAUCAUGACUGACCGAGGCAGUGGCAAAAAGAGAGGCUUUGCUUUUGUGACCUUUGAUGACCAUGACUCUGUAGACAAGAUUGUCAUUCAAAAAUACCAUACUGUGAACGGCCACAACUGUGAAGUAAGGAAAGCUUUAUCUAAGCAAGAGAUGGCUAGUGCUUCUUCCAGCCAAAGAGGUCGAAGUGGUUCUGGGAACUUCGGUGGUGGUCGUGGAGGUGGUUUUGGUGGGAAUGACAAUUUCGGCCGUGGAGGAAACUUCAGUGGGCGAGGUGGCUUUGGCGGCAGUCGAGGUGGUGGUGGAUAUGGUGGCAGUGGGGAUGGCUAUAACGGAUUUGGUAACGAUGGUGGUUAUGGAGGAGGCGGCCCUGGUUACUCUGGAGGAAGCAGAGGCUAUGGAAGUGGUGGACAGGGUUAUGGAAACCAGGGCAGUGGCUAUGGCGGGAGUGGCAGCUAUGACAGCUAUAACAACGGAGGAGGCGGAGGCGGCUUUGGCGGUGGUAGUGGAAGCAACUUUGGAGGUGGUGGAAGCUAUAAUGAUUUUGGCAAUUACAACAAUCAAUCUUCAAAUUUUGGACCCAUGAAAGGAGGAAAUUUUGGAGGCAGAAGCUCUGGCCCCUAUGGUGGUGGAGGCCAAUACUUUGCCAAACCACGAAACCAAGGUGGCUAUGGCGGUUCCAGCAGCAGCAGUAGCUAUGGCAGUGGCAGAAGGUUUUAAUUACUGCCAGGAAACAAAGCUUAGCAGGAGAGGAGAGCCAGAGAAGUGACAGGGAAGCUACAGGUUACAACAGAUUUGUGAACUCAGCCAAGCACAGUGGUGGCAGGGCCUAGCUGCUACAAAGAAGACAUGUUUUAGACAAUACUCAUGUGUAUGGGCAAAAAACUCGAGGACUGUAUUUGUGACUAAUUGUAUAACAGGUUAUUUUAGUUUCUGUUCUGUGGAAAGUGUAAAGCAUUCCAACAAAGGGUUUUAAUGUAGAUUUUUUUUUUUGCACCCAUGCUGUUGAUUGCUAAAUGUAAUAGUCUGAUCAUGACGCUGAAUAAAUGUGUCUUUUUUUAAAUGUGCUGUGUAAAGUUAGUCUACUCUGAAGCCAUCUUGGUAAACUACCCCAACAGUGUGAAGUUAGAAUUCCAUCAGGGUGAUGCCAGGUUCCAUUUGAAAUUUAUUUGCAACCUGCUUGGGCACAGAAGCCGUUGUCUCCACAAACAUUGGUGUGGUUGAACUGACAGUUAAUGUGUUGUGACCUGGAGUUCACCGUUAAAAGGGUCACCCAAGCAAAGUCCUGGAGUUUAUUUGGUUAUUAAUAUGAUUGUUGGCACAUCCUAUGCAAUAUAUCUAAAUUGAAUUAUGGUAUCAGAUAAAAUUAUAGAUGGGAUUAAAGCUUGUGUAUCGUCCAUUAUCAUGUGUAAUCAAUAAACGAUUUAAUAUUCUCUUGAA
Messenger RNA from Prionailurus viverrinus (fishing cat), 1955 nucleotides. RefSeq names its product heterogeneous nuclear ribonucleoprotein A1 (gene HNRNPA1). Gene Ontology annotation, molecular function: RNA binding. The record is from RefSeq and is a predicted model, not a curated record. Bases 114 to 1235 code for a protein of 373 amino acids. The transcript is spliced from 11 exons. NCBI's taxonomy places the organism in Eukaryota, Metazoa, Chordata, Mammalia, Carnivora, Felidae.